AUGUCGACUGAACAACCGAAAAAAACGAUUUCAAUUGGCAUUGAUUUCGGCACAUCCAAAAUUGUCAUUUCAUAUUGUGAUAAAAACCAGCAAAUUCGAACUGUGACUUUCAACGAUGGCUCAUCUAUCACUCCUGCAUGGCUACGACUUUUUUAUGACACUCCCAAUUCACCAACAAUGUCUUUCGUUGUUGGCGAACAGGCUAAAUACCCCAAAGACCGACUGAAUUACGACAACACCUUUUACAACAUUAAGCGCUUACUAGGUAAAACAUUUGAAGAGUUGCAAGACGAGUCGGAGAGUUUAGGUUUUGAGUUUAAAGAAGAUAAUGGGCAUGCUGUAGUUGUAGUUAAUUCUCAGCCAGAACCAACUACUUUCCGACCCAAAGAAAUUGCCGCCCUUUUCUUCAAAACACUGAUGAACCAAAUUAAAAUGGAAGUGCCCGAUCUUGUAGGACCCAAUAUGUUUGUUGGUGUUCCCGUUAAAAUGACUGCGGAAGCUGUUCAAGAUUUGACAGAUGCUGCCAAGUUGGGUGGUUUUGAAACUGUUGAUAUUAUCACUGAGCCAAUAGCAACAGUUCUCUAUUAUUUGGAUGCAAACAAGGAAUCAGCAGCAAAGAAUUUUAUAAUAAUUGACAUUGGUGCUUGUACCCUGACAUUUCAUAUAUUCAGAAAAAUGCAGAUGGAUAUUAUGAGUCGGUUUACUCUGAUAGAAACAACGACCUUGGUGGGAACAAUUUCGAUGCAAUUGUUCAUGAAAUUGAUCCUUAUUUUUAUGAAAAAAGGCCCAAUACUUUGA
Molecule: messenger RNA, 798 nt
Organism: Entamoeba invadens IP1
Lineage: Eukaryota; Evosea; Mastigamoebida; Endamoebidae
Product: heat shock protein 70kD, putative
Exons: 2
Coding region: 1-798 (265 amino acids)
Molecular function (GO): ATP-dependent protein folding chaperone; ATP binding
Source: RefSeq, a predicted model, not a curated record